This is a messenger RNA of Diaporthe batatas, 591 nucleotides long. RefSeq lists its product as uncharacterized. Lineage: Eukaryota; Fungi; Ascomycota; Sordariomycetes; Diaporthales; Diaporthaceae. Bases 1 to 591 code for a protein of 196 amino acids. The record is from RefSeq and is a predicted model, not a curated record. The transcript has a single exon.
AUGGCCAAGCUCAUUGAGAGGUUUGAGGCAUGGGGCUAUGUUGUUGAGCCCGAUGCCAAAGGGUUUGAAGGCGUGAACUACUCCAAGGAGGAGAAACACUGCAACAUUUUUCACCCUGAUUCUCGCAGGCCCGAAAUUCCCAUCAACACCUUUUCUAUCACCAACAACCCCCACAGUCUAAAAGUUCCGCGCGCGUUCAACAUGUCAUCCUUCUUUGAUAAUCGCCCGAGGAACAAGAAGUUACGACUGCGAGAUCAGAUCGUGUCCUAUUGGACCCUGGUAGAGCAUCGCGACCUCAAAGACCUCAGGCAGAUUGUUUACAAGGGAGUCAUCGAGAGAAAUCUGCGUGACUGUAUGGAACACGUGUAUGAAAUGCAUGAGGUGGACCAAUCUAAAGAACUCACUGUGAAGGCUUCGGACACGGAUGAAGCAUACCAGCUGCUUUUGAAGAAUACACCUUUCUUGGCUGGAGCUCAAAAGAUGCUCGACGAAUAUGCUGACAAGUUUGCAGGGAAGAAGAUACGGAGCUGUACUUUUGAGCCGUGCGGUGGCUUUGCUCUCUUUGACUUUACCAUCUCAUUCACCAGGUAA